AUAAUAAUUUUUACCUGAGGAACAACUUGUCUUAUACCAAUUUUUAGUGCAAAGUGUAGUUAACCAUUAACGACAUUAAAAAAUAAAUAUUGUCAUGGAAAUAAAUGAAAAAAUUCUAUUUUCGUAUAAUCCUACAAUGUUUCAAAACUUGGCCAAUUAUUUGUUAGGCUCCGUAAUGAGUCAAGAAAGCGGAGUAACAGCGGAAGGGGUCCAAAACGACGGUACGAUAAGGUUAAGAUCCGAAGUACAGGAGGACGAUUGGGUAUUAGUGGACAGAGACAGCGAAGGCAAUUCGGACACUUGUUCAGUGGAAAGUUUAGAUGACAUCGACGAAGAGGUACCCACCGUUAUGAAACGGGUUCUAACCAGAUCGAGUUCAACGUCGUCUCUAUUAUGCGCUUCUAAUAUGGAGGAAUCGUGGUUUGUAACACCGCCGCCGUGUUUCACGUCGCAAGGGCCUGUCCAUAUGGAGACUUCUCCAUUGGAGAAUCUCCUCAUCGAACAUCCCAGCAUGAGUGUUUACCGCAUUCAUCCGAGUAGGAGACAUUUUACGGUGACUGUACCCGUCAGAUCCGCUUCUUCGGCUUCGAGAUUAAGUAAUGAAGAAGAGGAUUUGGAAGUCGAGGACGAGGACGUAGACGGACAGGAUAUUGCCCUAGUUAAUAGGAUACCUCGUUUGAAUAGAUUACAAGUUAUGCAACAGCAAGAAAGGCAAAGGUACAAGCACAAAAGGGCGCAAAAGGUACAAGUGCAAAAGGCAUGUGAAACUAUCAAGAGGGGUAAUUUGGAGAGGAACAACAAGGCUCGUGAAGUCAAUAGUCGUAACCGACGACAAAGACGCGGAGAACGUUCCCAAGGUGCGAGACGUUCUUUCGCAAAUAACAAUCGCAAAUGUUAAAAUUUCUAAAAUUAUUGAUCUCUUUUCGCAACAUCCGACGAUUUUCCAAAUGUCAAUUUCAAAUUUUAUUAUAUUUCUAUAUGUUACAAUUUUGGUGUAUCUCGUAUAUCAAUAUACAAAAAAGAAUCAUCCUCUUAUGUAAAUUAUCUUCUUAUGAUCAACAGUUAUACUUCUAUAUCGCGCCCACCUCUACUAUCCCUCACAUCUACGCCAUGUUAGAUUUGAAAAACGCGCAAACGCACAAGUUCAAUAUUUGAAAAUCCCGCGGUAAUUAUUGAAUCUAACCUACUCAGUAUAACCAAGUUUAAUUUAAUAAAAAUAUAUUGUAAGAAAUUUAAUGAAGAUGGAGGAUAACGUUUCUUAACGCAUAACUGAUUUAAAUUUACGUAACAGGAUGUUAAAAAAAAUCAUUCUAGGGCUUCUCUAAUAUGUAUCCGUUACGACAUAAGGGGAAUAUUGAUUAAAAAUCCCUUCGAUAUUGUAAAUAUUUUUCUUUAUAAGGUCUAGAAUGAAAUUUAAAAGAAAUAAAUGAAAAAAGAGCACCAUGUUCAGAUAUUUAUUAUCUUCGGAUGUUGCCGUUAAUUUUACGUCUUUCAAUAUAUAAUUUAAAUCAAUCACAUUGCAGGUAAGACUCGGUUGAGAAUAAGAGAUUUGUAGAGGUGUGUUAGAAAUAAGUUAUUUUGUAACUUGACAGUUUUUUUAGCACAUCUCUUCAACAGCCUAAGUAGUGUGGUCGAAUAUAAUGUAGAUACAAAUAUAUUUUUAUCAAUAUCAUAGUGAGACAUUUUGAAAAAAUUAUUUAUUUUUUCGUUUAUUUUACGAUGUCGUCCAAAAAAACUAUUAUUACAUUUUACUCACACUAUAUAUCAUUUUCGGUAAGAUUCCUGGAAAAAAACUGAUGAUGUAAUCGUAUUUUUCGAAAAUAGCAACGUUGGCCAAAUUAUAUCGUCCAAUUGAACCUUUUCCAAAAGUGAUCUGCCAAAAAUGUAAAAAUACACUUUUUUUUAAUUACAACUAUGGUAUCUAUAUUUAAAAAAUGAAAAAAAAAUCAAAAUAUAAAAACCGAAAAAAAUUUUUUUAUUUGGCCAAUUUACCGCGCAGAUUCGGCUCAUAUUAACACAAAUCCCAUCCACGCAAUGUCACUGAUACAGUACAAAUCUAAUAAUAGGUGAAUAUCGAUGAUUUUUUUUAAACGAAAAGGGCACAAAGAUUUAGCAAUACUACAAAAAAUUUUUUUCAUUAUGAUUUUAACGAAAUUUUUGUUGUGAGAGAACAUUUCGUGUGCCCUUGGUAAUAGCAAUAUGCAUGUAUUACGUGGAAUUUUUAUGAAGCAUUAAAGUGAAAUAUUAAAAUUACAGUUUUAAUUUUUUUUUAAAUUAAAAGUAUUUUUACUAAUUUUCUCAAUGAAAAUCAACUUACUUAUAGUGCUCAAUACUUUUAUGGAAAAAAUUCACAUUUCGAGGUUAUGUUCUAUACACUUCAUACCGAUUUUUUUUUAUUUGGGGAUUUUUCAUAAACUCACUUACAGUAGCUUGGAAUGUUUUCAAAAAACCUUUUUUUCCAUUUAAAUUGCUUUAAAAACUAAACUUAAUUAGUAAAAAUUAGUUUCUUCUCAUCUAAAUUAAUCACAAACUAACAUAUGGAAGUCUAUACGCAGUUGCCAGAUUGUAAAAUUUGUCAGUAACUAAUUUUACGUACACAUAGAAUAACACGUUUAACGACUAUUACUUACCAUUAAAAUAAAGUUUCUAUCAGUUUCCCAGUAAAAAUACCAAUGUACAUAUCACCAUAUGAAUCACAGCAAAUUAAAAAAAAAACGUUUACAAAAUAAUUUGAAAUAACUACAAUAAAGUGGCAACGCUGUUGAAUAUAUAUUUAUUUCUGUUCAGUCAGCGAACGUUCCCGAAUAGUUCGAAAAAUAACACGACUACACAACAAAUGGAAGUCUAUACGCAAUUGCCAGAUUGUAAAAUUUUUCAGUAACUGAUUUUACGUACACAUAUCAGCAUCAUAGAAUAAUACGCUACACCACCAUUAAUUACGAAUAAAAUGAACUACUUCCAUAAAAAACCAUUAACACAUCACCAUAUGAAUCACAUAUACUGGUAAAUCCAAAAAAACGUUUACAACUGACUGCAAACAAAUAGAUCAAGUGGCAACGCUGCUAAAUACACAUCAAUUUCAGUUGAGUCAGUGAACGUUCCCGAAUAGUUCCGAAAUAAACCGAUUCCACUUCAUAUGCGAGUCUACGUUGUUGCCAUAUUGUACAUUUUUUCAGUAACUAAUAUUGAGAAUAGUAGUAAAGUAAAGAAUAGUACUAAGCGUCAUUACCAUAAAUGAAAAUUAGAUAAUUAUUAUUCUGCAACUAUCCAUGACUCACGAACUAUUCUAAAACACCACAUAUACAUCAUACUACUUUUGAAUUACAAAACAAAAUAAAUACGUCGCUGAUUAAUUCCAAAUAUUCGAAACAACGUGACAACGUUGCAAAAGUAAAUUAUUUUAAUUGAAGUAGGUUAGGUUAGGCGAAUGUGUCCGAAUAACAAGAGUUUAUUACAAUUGAAUUGUGCUUAUUUGGAAGGGAAAGAAUUAGGGGUGCAGAUUUAACAUAAUGGUGAAGAUUAAUAAUAUUUAAUACGUAUUUUCGCAUAAAACAUAAACAUAACCUAGGAAUAAGAUUUUUAUUAAUUAUUUAAGUUUGAUUGAGCACAUAUAGUUUAAUUGAUUUCCGUCGAUUUUUUAAAUUUUAGAUUGCAUGUAUUUUUUUCAUUUUAUCUCAAUUAUAACGUGUAUUUCGUUAAUUUAGCAAAAUAAUUGUGUAUGCAGAGAAAACUACAAAAAAAAUGAUAAAAUUCGAAAUAUUUAGAAAAUUAAGCUAACACAAAAAAAAUAUUUUUUUUUGUUUACUAUUGCAACUAUUUUUAUUUAUUUUUUAUAUUACAGAAAGUGUGUUAUAUACAGGUUGGUUGAGAAUGUCUGCAUUUUCCUAACGUAUACGAGGAUUGUCGAAAAGUUAUUUUUACCGUACUAUAAAUUAUAUGUAAACUUUUCGUACAAUCCUGGUAAUAAGUAAACGGAAAUUAGGAUUAAGUUUAUUUCAGUAUGGUUUGUGUUUAGCUUGAUUAUAUGUGAGCAGACAAUUAUAUGUAAGUUAAAGGAAUGUAUUAUGGAGCACGUCUAGUUGAUAGUUAUUACUUUGUAUGCAUAGUGAAUGUAUAAUUGUGAAGCAAUAUGUGAAAAAAAAACAAAAAAAACACAUUUUUCUGGUGUUGAUUCUGAAAAAAAUAUGAAAAGAUGAUAUAAAAAGUUGAAAACAAUAAAAUUAAUUAUGUUGA
Messenger RNA from Diorhabda carinulata, 4233 nucleotides. It is a transcript of the gene TP53INP, whose product is annotated as tumor protein p53-inducible nuclear protein 1. Gene Ontology annotation, biological process: autophagosome assembly; positive regulation of DNA-templated transcription. NCBI's taxonomy places the organism in Eukaryota, Metazoa, Arthropoda, Insecta, Coleoptera, Chrysomelidae. The transcript is spliced from 3 exons. Gene Ontology annotation, cellular component: autophagosome; nucleus. The record is from RefSeq and is a predicted model, not a curated record. The coding region runs from base 95 to 898 and encodes 267 amino acids.